This is a messenger RNA of Zerene cesonia (dogface butterfly), 1782 nucleotides long. Its product is annotated as tetratricopeptide repeat protein 25-like. Gene Ontology annotation, molecular function: protein binding. NCBI's taxonomy places the organism in Eukaryota, Metazoa, Arthropoda, Insecta, Lepidoptera, Pieridae. Bases 1 to 1782 code for a protein of 593 amino acids. The record is from RefSeq and is a predicted model, not a curated record. The transcript has a single exon.
AUGGAGGAAAAACAAUUAUUUGGGGCAUUGACGGUAUAUCGAGAACGAGGUGCUUAUUUACGACGUUUGGAGCAAUUUGAAAAAGCGAAAGCGUCAUAUGAUGAAGCGUUUAAAAAUGCUCCAGAUGAUGUGCGAAUGCUCACUGGAAGAAGUCAGGUAUGUGCUGACGCCGUACAGCCGGUUCAGGCUUAUGCUGAUGCGGAACUUGCCUUAAAACUAGAGCCGCAUAAUAUGAAUGCCCGAAAUAUGCAAGCUCGCGCUAUGUACACUAUGUCUGAUUUCGAAAGAUCAGUCGUUAUGAAUUAUCGUGGAGCACGAGUACGACGUCAACCACCUUAUUUCAUGGAAGGAAUAAAUCAAGGAGUUGAAACUAUUCAAGAUUGUAUCGGUGUUAACGCUGGCAAUGUUAUGGUAGAAUUCUUAGCCCUAAUAAAACAACAAGAAGCUGCUCAUCCUGCUGGUGAAGAAGCCAAAAAACCAUUACAUGUUUCACGUAUUCCUAAACCUGAGCGCAAAAAAAAACUGACACAAAUGCAAGCAAGGAAGCAUUUGACACUAGCUCGCGUUCUUGCUAUGAAAUACCUCGGUCCGAUGGCUUACGACAAAUUCUUUCUUCAGCAUUUGACAGAAGACCCCAGGCUGCAAUCCGCCAAUGCAGGUGGAAGUAAAGAAUUAAAAGGAAUAGUAAAAGAAGCCCUUAGAUCAUUAACUGAGAGGCAAGAUAUGCUACGUGCACAACGACCGUAUUACACUAUUAAAUUAGCUGAAAAAGCAGAAUCUAAACAUCAAAACAAAUAUAAAGAUGCUGUAUUGAUCAAGGAGCGCGAGAUUGGAGCUCGUACAUCUGAACGACUCCUCAAGCAAAUUGAAAAAAGUUUACGUGAAAAUCGUAUUAUGGAUUUAAUAGCGCAAGCUGAACGUAUGCAACUGUUUCUGGACAAUAAAACACCUCGUACAUUGCCGGAUAAAGAUAUUUAUACAGAUCGCUUGUACAGAGCUGUAGGUGAAGGAUAUUUGGCACAACAUCGUCUUUCCUAUACUCUUAGCGAACGUGGUAAUAGACGCCGAAUUGCUUUCCUUAUGGGUCUACCAGUAGGCCGACCAACUUCCUUUGACUCUGUUAUGGCUAAUUAUCCUUACAAGUUCAUUGAUAUUAAACAAGCCACAGAAAAAGUAGUUGCUACACUUGAGAUGUGUGAAAAUUCUACAAUGAAAUGCUGGUUAAUGUAUGAAUUAGCUCGUUUACUUUGCACACAAAAAAAUUAUGCUUUAGCCAAAUUUUACGCUAAACGUUGUCAACGUGAAGCUCAAGAAAUUGCAAACGUAACUUGGUGGUUGAAUGGACUCUUUGUUUUAAUGAGUGGAGAUAUGCAACAAGGCAAUGCUAAUGAAGUUCGAAUACAAGUGGAAGAAGCGUAUGAAUACUCUAAAAAGUUAAAUGACCCGGAGAGAGUGCAAGCAUUUUUAAGCAAGUGUGCAGAAAUGGCCGCAGAGACGGUAUCUGCAGAUGAAAGAAAAGCGAUAAUUCAGCGUGAGAGGCAGAUAUUAGGCGUAAUGGACGAGGUACAACGUGUUGACACUACUGUAUUAUUCAAACGAAUGUCUACAGUACCAGCUGGCCGUCGAUUCUCUGUGUUACCUAGAAAGCCAGAAGCAGGAGAAUCACGGGCUGAGCGUCGACGUCGUCGACAAAGAGGACUUUCUGUUAUUCCUGGCCCCGAGCGUGCUUUACCAGCACCACCAAAGUCGGACACUCUUGGCUUCCAAGUUUUUGAUAUUUAA